This is a messenger RNA of Zingiber officinale, 894 nucleotides long. RefSeq lists its product as uncharacterized. Gene Ontology annotation, cellular component: chloroplast. NCBI's taxonomy places the organism in Eukaryota, Viridiplantae, Streptophyta, Magnoliopsida, Zingiberales, Zingiberaceae. The transcript has 2 exons. Bases 41 to 757 code for a protein of 238 amino acids. The record is from RefSeq and is a predicted model, not a curated record. Gene Ontology annotation, molecular function: RNA binding.
UUUUAAAAAUUAAACCAGUUUCUCGAUCCAGAUUCGGAACAUGGCCUCAUCCCUUCUCCGCCUCCAUCUUCCCUACUCUCCCUGCCGUCUCCUGCUCGCCUCUUCCUCCUCUUCCUCCCUUCUCUUCUCACCCCUCUUUUCUCCACUCUCGUCGUCUCCUUGCCACUUCUCCCACUCCCAUCGCAUCUGUUCUUCCCUCUCCCCUGCUUCGUUGCGUCUCCAUCCUCAGAGCGAUCGACCAUCUGCCUUUGCGGAUCCAGACGAAGAAGAUUCCGUUGAAGAAUCAUCCAAGUUCGGAGACGAAGGGAGAGAGGAAGGUCGGGCAGUCGCAGACCCUCCGCUUCCGCGGUUGCCGUCGCCGAAGCUGAGCAUCAAGGAGAAGAAGGAACUGGCUUCGUAUGCCCAUAGCCUCGGCAAGAAGCUCAAAUCUCAGCAGGUCGGCAAGUCGGGCGUGAAUCCGUCGGUUGCUGCUGCCUUCAUUGAGACUCUAGAGGCCAAUGAGCUCCUCAAGUUGAAAGUACAUGGGAGUUGCCCGGGGGAGCUGAGUGACGUAAUAACACAACUUGAGCAUGCGACUGGAUCGGUGUCUGUUGGACAGAUUGGCCGCUCAGUCAUUCUUUACAGACCUAGCCUCAGCAAGUUGCGGAAGAAGGAAGCGCAAAAUGCCAGUAAUGCAUGGACUGCAAAAUAUUCAAAAUCCUCAAGCACCUCCAAAAUGGAGAUCAAAAGGAAAAUGUUUGUCCGUCGAAGCAGAUGAUACCAUCCCCUUGUAAAAUUCAGUUCCUGUAAUAGAGCUUGAUUGCUCGGUUCAACUUGCGAUGGUUUAUCUUCUAUAUCACAAUGUUGUCACAAUAAUUGAAAUUCAUCAAUUAUGUGAUAUGUUUUGGGUCGUCA